UCGUCGUCGCGCGCGCCAAUCUUCGAAUCGCAAUCGCCUCGUUCGGACACACGAAUGUCAAGUCCUGCUGAUCGUGAGAAGAUGCCGGGAAUAAUUCACCUCGUUAUUGUGACCAUCGCACUUGGAGCCACUCUCCGUGUAACCGAAGCGAAUGUUCUCAACCGAGUUAGACGCCAAUCCCAGAGCACGGACGGAGAGGUCAUCGAUAACAUAUUCAACAUUCCAAUUACAGCCAUCCAGCAGACUUCAAUGGCUGCCCAAAAUCUAUAUCCAGAUAGUAGCUCCGGCAUAGACAGUGUUUUCAAUAUACCAGUUGCAACAUUGGAGGCGAUAAGUAACCUCAUAAAGAACCGGAACACACUGUCCCAGCGACGACCAGCGGAUGCCUCUGCCGAUAUUCAAAAACGUCGCAAGGAGAAACGGGAUCGGAUCCAUGCUCACCGUCAAGAACAGAGACAAUCAGGACGAUUCCACGAUCGCGAUCUCGAGCAGCAGUAACGACGCUAACGACAAUGUAUACGAGGUGACAGAAGAGGUGGACGAGGAUAAAUCGGGAUCGGGUGGAUGGUUCGAUUUCACUAGCUGGCUAGGAGGUCACAAAACGUCAUCGCCACAGAGAAAUCGGAACAAAAUCGCCCCGCGUCCCGACAGGCGGAAGUACGGGAGAUACGACGACGAACAAGAUGCACCGCUGGAGAAUAAGAUAGCUCCAAAAUUCGACAGAAAUAAUCGUUACAGAAAUCAGUACCCUAACAGACCUUUGGAGAACAAAAUUGCGCCGAGCGAAGACAGAACAUAUAAUCGAAGAAAUUAUGCAGAUCUACCGUUGGAAAACAGGGUUGCUCCAAGACGCGAAGGACGUAGCAGAAUUGUGUUUGAGCCUCGAAGUUAUUAACUUUGACGACUGAUCGUAUCAACCAUUUUCCUAUCAAUUGUAUAAAAAUUUCAACAUUGUCUCACAAUGCAAAUUGCUCAGUGAGUAUAUGCCGUAAGACGAUAUCAAAUGGUCACUUCCUAUGCUAGUAGAUGCACAUAUUUUCCCAUCCAGCACAGCUAUAUGCACUUUCAUUCAUAAAUAUUUCAUAAUUAGUGAUAAUUAAUUCACAAUAUUUAUGUGUACAACGUAUAAAUUAAUGAUGUCUGGAAAUUAUUAGAGAGCAUUCGUAGAAGCUCGAUAAAAAAAAAAUGUACAUAUUUAUAGGUAUUAAAAUAAAUAUCUAAUAUGAAUAAUAAAACGUCAU
Neodiprion fabricii is the source of this 1241-nucleotide messenger RNA. RefSeq lists its product as uncharacterized. The coding region runs from base 55 to 498 and encodes 147 amino acids. The record is from RefSeq and is a predicted model, not a curated record. NCBI's taxonomy places the organism in Eukaryota, Metazoa, Arthropoda, Insecta, Hymenoptera, Diprionidae. The transcript has 5 exons.